GAUUCUUCCAAUUUGUUUGACAGCUGAUGAAAUUGAAAGAAGCGCCAUUCUUUAUAAUUCAAUUUUAUUGCAAUUUUUACAAAAUAAUUCGAUAUUCAGACAAUUCAAGUGCUCUAUACUAAAGUAUAUUAAUUAUUCUUCAUAAAUGACUAAAUAAACUGUAUCAGUCUAUCCAUUUUUGUGUUUUAAAUGGCGUUUUAUUAUCGUGAUAUAUUUGUUUUUAACCGUGGCGGAGCUAUUGAGAUUUGACAACCUAAAAUGGCGGCCUCUUUUGAACUACAGAUUGUUUUAUAAAUUUCAUGUCAUUAAACAAAUCUUAUGAUGUUAAUUGUGCGAUAAAUUAAAUUGUAGUUAGUAAGUUAAAAUAUCACAAUGGAUCAUAAUUUAGAAGAUACUUUAAACUUGGAAAGUGCAAUAAGUGAAAUGGAUUUUACACAUUCUGAGGAUGCAGUUGUCAGCCAAGCAGAUAUCACCCUUGAAGCUAGUGGGCAAGAAGGUGAUAUACCGAUGGAGUUUGAACAUAUUGAACAGCAACCUAUGUUAAUGGAUACAGGAAAUGAAGAAAUUAUUGUUUCAGAUUUUAUGGGAGAACAAUUUACACUACAAGAAUAUUCUAUCAAAGAUGACCAAACUUCAGGAGCAACUACAACAGAAGAGUCUAAUAUUCAGAGUAUUUUACAGUCUCAAUCAGAAACUAUGGUGAACUUGCAGUUUGAACCACCUUUAAAACAAGAGAAUCCACCACAAACUAAAUAUAUUUCUGUGAAGGCGGCUGUACCGCGACCUCCUCGUCCCGUAGCUAUAGCACCGAAGCCAUCAAAAUUCAGCACUCCCGUUCACAAGCCAGAUCUGGUUCAUGGCAAACAAUAUGCUAUAGCACCUAAACCUGUUGCCUUAGUGGCAAACAGGACAGGCAUUAUGCAAGGCACAUCAAAAGGAAACACUGUUUUAGCACAAAUAGGAAAGCAGCUGGUCAUGUUGCCUACUGGGGGCUCCCAGAAGAUAAAACUUGUGUCAACCUCAAAUUCUGGUGUGUCUACUGUUCAAUAUGCUCAAAUAAUAUCAAAAAGUGUACCCACUACGCAAUCUGCCAAACCCGUGGUCGCAAAAGUAAUAGGACAAGCUCAGAGUAGCAAUCAGCCCGCUGUGAUUACGAAAAUAUUACCGACCGGAAGUGCUGUGACACCACAAGCUCGUUAUGUCAUGCAUCAAAAAACUAUACCAAUAUCAAUUGCAAAUAAUAAGGUGUUACUAACAUCUCCAACCAAACAAGGGAAAAAACAACAGAUCAUAACUAUAAAGUCAAAUGCGCCUACAAAGCAGUCUCAAGCACCUACUACUACGAAAAAGAUUGUCAUAACUGCCAAUUCGUCACAGAAUGUUAUAUUGAAAACUGCUGCCCCUAAAACUACACAAAUAAACAAAGAGAGCAAAGUUUUGGUCCAAGGACAAAGAUCGCAACUUCAUAAAAUCGACGUUCCCGGCAAAGGCAUACAAUUAAUACGAUUAAUAACAAACCCAACAACUACAGCAGCCAAACCUGUCACGAAACCACCACCUGCAAUAGCAGUGCCUUCCAAAACUUUUGUUUUACAAGAUAGUAAAGGUAACUUAAUCCAGAUGACUGCAGAGAAAAUGCUCAGUGGUCAACCACCGCCGCUGGUCAUCACUGGAAAUACUACCACGGCUAGUAAACUAGUGACCUCGAAACCGCAGCAAAAGUUGGUACGGAUAGCAGCAGCUCCGCCUGUCACCAAAUCGUCGCAUUCGGUGCAACCGACCAGAUCGGCACAAAGUCUACUAGCACCCCUGGCGACAGCAGAUACUUCGCCAACGACGAUGGAAGAGAUAAAAGAAAUACAGCUGUUGCCUCAUACCUUGCCCGUCGUUGAAGAGGUUAUCGAGGAGGCCGAUGUAGAGGAAGAGGUGCAAAAGGAGGAAGUGGAAGAGGAACAGGCGGAGGAUUCCAAGACUUCACUACAAGCUUUAAUCGCAGACACAGUUGGUAAUGAAGUGAAUAUACAAUCCAUGCAAGAGGUCGAAGUGGAAUAUGAGAGACAACAGAGUCCAAUACGAGAAGAGAGUGUAAACAGUAUAGAUCAGCAAGAUUCAAGUACUAGGCCAGAAGAACAUCCGCUCAUUGUUAUCCCUUCCAAUUACAGAAAUUCAGAAGAGUCACUUCUUGUGGAGGAUUUAGUUAAAAGUGAAGAGAAAAGAAAAAUGAAACAUAUGUUAAAUGUAGAAGAGGUAAUGAAUCCAUAUCAAUCGCCUACAACGCCGCCGGCUGUCUCGGAAUCAGAUGUAGUAUCAACGGAAUUGGGUAUACGGCCAAGGAAGGCUUGUAAUUGUACAAAGUCCCAAUGCCUCAAGUUGUACUGCGAUUGCUUCGCGAAUGGUGAAUUUUGCAAUCGGUGCAACUGCAACAACUGCCACAACAACCUGGAGAACGAAGAGUUGCGACAGAAGGCCAUCAGGGCAUGUCUCGAUAGGAAUCCAAAUGCUUUCAGACCAAAAAUUGGCAAGAGUAAAACUGGUGGUCCAGAAAUAAUACGGAGACAUAACAAGGGCUGUAAUUGUAAAAGGAGUGGGUGUUUGAAGAAUUACUGUGAGUGUUACGAGGCCAAAAUUGCGUGUACGUCGAUGUGCAAGUGCGUGGGCUGCCGCAACGUGGAAGAGACGCUGGAGCGUGCGCGGCGGCGUGACAUCACACGGCGGCACCCGCUCGCCGGCCGCGACCCGCGCCUUUCCUCGCCCACCGCGCUCUACCGCCCGCCGCCGCUCACGCACCACAAGCAACCGUGCAGCUUCAUGACAUCGGAAGUAAUAGAGGCCGUGUGUCAGUGCUUGGUAGCGGCCGCGGCAGAGCCCGGCACGAGGACAGGAGAAGCGGCAGAGGAGGCGGAGCCCGACCCCAUGCGUGACGUCAUCGAGGAGUUCGCGCGCUGCCUGCAGGAUAUCAUCAGCGCCUCGCACCAGACCGCGCCCCUCGCUCUCGGCGACGACGUCUGAUCGCGGCUACCUGUCACCUCACACCGGCUCUCUUACCAGGGUCAUGUGUGAUGUUCGAACUCCAUUUCGAUGCUACAUCGUAUUUAAUCCGCCAUUGCCAAGUGAUAAUAAUCUAUUAUUUAUUAUAAGAAAUAAUAUCAUAGCAUGCUAUGUUUUUAUAAGGAAGAUUUUUUUAUCAAAAUUUGUGUAUUAUAUCAAGACUUGUACAGUGGUAUAUAGUGACAAAAUGGAACCAUAAAUUAAUAUUCUAUGACAAUGAGGAUGUAAAUAAUAUUAGGUUAUUCGAUCAGAUUUUAUAAAGAUUUAUAUUCAUCGGUCAUGUAUAUGGACAUCAUAUGUAAAAUGUAAAUAAUUUUAUUUUAAGAGCGUUCAUAAUUUUAGCUUGAGCAAGUGCAGUGACGUCGCAACUAUCAAUUUUCAAAAACAAUUGAACACAAUAUAUAUAUAUA
This is a messenger RNA of Galleria mellonella (greater wax moth), 3458 nucleotides long. Its product is annotated as protein lin-54 homolog. Gene Ontology annotation, biological process: regulation of DNA-templated transcription. Bases 373 to 3009 code for a protein of 878 amino acids. The transcript is spliced from 23 exons. Gene Ontology annotation, cellular component: nucleus. Lineage: Eukaryota; Metazoa; Arthropoda; Insecta; Lepidoptera; Pyralidae. The record is from RefSeq and is a predicted model, not a curated record.